Ostrea edulis (European flat oyster) is the source of this 908-nucleotide messenger RNA. RefSeq names its product cdc42 homolog. Lineage: Eukaryota; Metazoa; Mollusca; Bivalvia; Ostreida; Ostreidae. The record is from RefSeq and is a predicted model, not a curated record. The transcript has 2 exons. Gene Ontology annotation, molecular function: GTPase activity; GTP binding. Gene Ontology annotation, biological process: small GTPase-mediated signal transduction. The coding region runs from base 1 to 558 and encodes 185 amino acids.
AUGGUCGUUGCAAUGCAGAAAUCUGUUCAGUGUACGGUUGUUGGAGAUGGUUUAGUUGGAAAGUCAAGUUUAGUUAAAAGACUGAUCAGUGGAAAGUUUCACCAGGAGUAUGUGGCCACCCUCAAGGACGAUUACGUUACCAAACUGUCCGCUAAUGGGGAUGCAUAUACCCUGAAUGUCUCAGAUAUUGCUGGGGAGCAUGAGGACUUGUCUUCAUUAGCAACGCCAGACAUCUACAUUGUUUGCUUCAGCCUUGUUGAUGAUGACUCAAUGGACGGCGUCCUUAAUUUUUGGAAUCCCAAACUCCGGACAAUCGGGAAGCAUACCCCAAUCGUCCUUGUAGGAACACAGUCUGAUUUGAGACAAACUGGUCAAACUGGACAUAUUACUACAUCCGAUGGCCUGGCUUUGGCGAAGUCGAUGAGAGCUGAUGCCUACGUGGAAUGUUCUUCCAAGUCUGGCUCCGGAGUGCUGGAAGCCUUCCAGAGCGCCUUAAUGGCGAGCAUCAGAUACAAAAAGAGGAAGGCCAACAUCCUAAAACGUGUUCUAGGACGAUGAAGAGGUGGCUUUCACGUUUGAUAUUUAGUGGUCCGUGUACCACUGUUCUUACGUUCUAAGAAAUGUUCUUGGAAAACCAAAUCAAUGAUGUUGUUCAUCGUUGUGGGAGUAAACAGAACACCCCGUCGCAUUUCUCUCAUCCCUACUUCUUGCUUCUGCGUCUGUGCAGGACACCAGCAAAGACCUGAAUUGAAGUCUUCCAAACAGUGAUAAGAAGUGUGAGAGAGAACAAGCGUUAAAACUGUUCUUUUAUUUGCAAAAGUCAUUGUAAUGUUACUAAAUGACAUUCUUAUAGCAUGUUGUCGAACGGAUUCAUGUCUGAUGUAACUAAAUAAAGAUUUCUUUUGAAA